AUGGCCAAAAUCAUCGUUGAAGUGACAACAACAACCACCGAGGCAUCAUGCAUUCCGCUGGCGCAAUCCACCACCACCACCACCCACCACCACAAACCUUCAGCGGCGCCUUCAGCAACCCACGCUAGUGGCCGCCACCAAAUUGGCCUUUUAAGCAGCUUCAUGCGUCGCUUAUUAAAACUUUUGAUUAGCUGCAUUCUCAUGCCGGCCAUACAACAUCACAUUCACAUUAAUUGGUCUCCAAUGUCCACAUCUCCAACGUCCAGCAUGGUGGUGCAUGCAUCUGCCAUCUCCGUUUCUGUCUCGAUGUCCACAACGAAUGCAACCAAUGUCGCCGGAGUGUCUGUGCGUAGCGCUGACCAUGACGUCGGUGUUAUGUCUGCUGCAGCGGCUUUGUCCGGCUUGGGUUCACGUGCGCCCGCUUCCUGGUCGGUGGCUGCUUCUCACAUGCGCUUGACGCAACGCAACAAUCAUGCGAAUAUUUCCGAGUUGCUGGACAAUUUAUCGGGCUAUGAUAAUAGCAUACGACCGGGAUUUGGCGGUCCACCUACUACAGUUGAAGUUGAUAUAAUGGUACGCAGUAUGGGCCCCAUUUCCGAAGUGGAUAUGACAUAUUCCAUGGAUUGCUAUUUCCGUCAAUCGUGGGUGGAUAAACGUUUAGCCUUCAAGGGCGCACAGGAUACAUUGGCUUUGAGUGUUUCGAUGUUGGCACGCAUUUGGAAACCCGACACUUACUUCUAUAAUGGGAAACAAAGUUAUCUACAUACCAUUACGACACCAAAUAAAUUUGUGCGCAUCUAUCAGAAUGGCAGGGUGUUAUAUUCGAGCAGAUUAACAAUCAAAGCUGGCUGUCCAAUGAAUUUAGAAGACUUUCCUAUGGAUAUACAAAAGUGUCCACUAAAGUUUGGCUCAUUUGGCUACACGACAGCGGAUGUUGUUUAUCGUUGGAAUCGCGAGCGACCAGCUGUUGCCAUUGCUGAGGAUAUGAAAUUGUCACAAUUCGAUUUGGUUGAUUGCCCCGCUGGCAACCUCACCGAUGUGAUCUACAAAGCCGCUGCACCGCAUGAUGCAACAUCGGACAGCAGCAACAAUAGGGGUGGCAAUAGAAAUAGCAACAAUUACUACUACAACAACAAGAAUACGGGCAACGAUUUCAACCACAAUCGUUACAAUCAGAAAUAUGGCAGCAAAUCGAUGAGUACGUUUGCGGGGCCGGGUGCAAAGAAUCAACAUGUACGCGGUACUGGGUCGCAGUUGGACAAAGGUGCCUUUGGUGCUGAGUACUCAAUGUUAAUGGUUAAUUUUCACCUACAACGCCAUAUGGGCAAUUUUCUCAUACAAGUCUACGGCCCUUGCUGUCUACUGGUCGUUCUAUCCUGGGUCUCGUUCUGGCUUAAUCGUGAAGCUACCGCAGAUCGCGUCUCGCUGGGCAUAACCACCGUACUGACAAUGACAUUUCUCGGUUUGGAGGCACGUACCGAUCUGCCAAAGGUGCCUUACCUCACCGCAUUGGAUUUCUUCGUAUUCCUCUCUUUCGCCUUCAUCUUUGCUACAAUUCUACAAUUCGCUGUCGUACAUUACUUUACCAAAUAUGGUUCGGGCGAAUGUUAUUUCAUUAUAGAGGAAAUGGAUUCGGAUACCGAAUCGGAUGCUGAUGCACGUACGCUUAAAAGCGAAUUCAAUGAGAGCACCGAUUCAAGGCUCUAUGAAGUUAUACCGCUUUCGAUGUGUUCGAUACCGAUACAUGGCGCGGGCAAAGGUUCGACGAGCAGCAGCGGCAUCGGUGUGGGUGCACGGUCUCGUCGCAAUUCAGGCGCGAAUCGGCGUAUGCUUGCCGGCGGUAGAAAUGAAGCUGCUGGUGGUGGUCGUUACAACUUCAAUUGUUUCGCGUGGCCAUGUUUCCGACGUCGCAAGCGAGGGCGCGUCGGGUUCGAUAUGUCCGACGAGGAUGAUGAGGAGGCACAUUUGCGAGCGAGUGAAGAACCCACUCCACAUCGUGCCUCCGGCAAGAGACGCAUGUCCUUCUAUCGACGCGAAGAGUUAGAGGCGCGUCGCAAAGGUAAGCGUGUGCCGCAGUACAAUUCCGUUUCGAAAAUCGAUCGCGCAUCACGUAUCGUCUUUCCGAUGCUCUUUCUACUCAUCAAUGUAUUCUAUUGGUAUGGUUAUUUGUCGCGCAGCUCACGAAUAUUAGCGAAUACGCCAACGACCACCUGAUGUUACCUUUUAGCAAUUUAGAGCAAGUCCGAGAGGAAAUCAAACGAAUGGCAAUGGAGCAGCGUGUAAGGGGCGUAGCAUCACUUACUUAUUUGGAAUAAAACCUUAUUAAUUUGCUAAAUGCUGGUAGUACGAAUUUGGUGUGAUGAUAAAUUAUUUAAAUCAAAAACAUAUUUUUAGAAAGAGAAAAUUUAGGAACAAAUGCUGCCGUUUACAUUGAAAAAAAAAAAACGGGAAAACAACAAAUUUCAAGAG
Molecule: messenger RNA, 2469 nt
Organism: Rhagoletis zephyria (snowberry fruit fly)
Lineage: Eukaryota; Metazoa; Arthropoda; Insecta; Diptera; Tephritidae
Product: gamma-aminobutyric acid receptor alpha-like
Biological process (GO): monoatomic ion transmembrane transport
Cellular component (GO): membrane
Molecular function (GO): transmembrane signaling receptor activity; extracellular ligand-gated monoatomic ion channel activity
Source: RefSeq, a predicted model, not a curated record